AUGAAAGAAUAUCGUUUACUUGAACAUUUCUAUCUUCCUGUCUUUCUUUCUUUUUUUUUCUGUUCUUGUCUUUUCAUUUGUUCUUUUCUUUUUUUCUUCCUUUUUUCUUUCUUACUUUCUUUUCUGUUUUUUCUUCUUUUCUUUUUAUCCUCUUUGGUCGCCUUUAUUUCAUUCAUUAUUUUAAAUUCUAUUUUCUUUCUUUUUUUUGUUUUGCUUUUUCUCUUUUCUCCCUUUAAUUGCUGCCAUUUUCUUUCUUUCUUUCUUUCUUUCUUCUGUCCCGAAUUUUCUAUGUCCACUCCUCUUCACAAAGAUCUUCUUCCCCUUUAUUCUCUCACUCGCCACCCUCCUUCUAAUACUUUUUCGCCUCAACGCUAUUUGCAUCCCAAGAGUCUUUUGUACCUUCUUCUUCUUCUUCUUCUUCUUCUUCUUCUUUUCAUCAUCAUCAUCAUCAUCAUCAUCAUCAUCAUCAUCAUUUUUCAAAUUUUCUUUCUUUCACUUUUCUCUUUCCAAUGCUAUGCUUUUUCUCUCUUUCUCCUUUUUCCAUCAUUUAUUUCAUUUUUACACCAUUCGUUUAUCUUUAAAAAUAUUAAUUUCUGUUACCCUCUCCACCACUCAUUGUUUCCUUCCUUCCUUUCUUCCUUUCACUCAUCUCCCCUUCUCUAUAACACUCUCUUCUCUCUACUUUUCUUCUUUCCUUUCUCCCCAACUUCUUUCUCAAUUGGACGCCAUUAA
This is a messenger RNA of Acanthosepion pharaonis, 732 nucleotides long. NCBI's taxonomy places the organism in Eukaryota, Metazoa, Mollusca, Cephalopoda, Sepiida, Sepiidae. The record is from the annotation of a GenBank genome assembly.